CCUGACAGGGUGGAUGGAUGGCUAGAUGAAGUUCAAGCCUGGAGUCAUUUUGUAAGUAUGUUUAGGUUGGUGAAGCAGCACAAGCUCCUGACUGACCACGUGAAAUUCUAAAAGCCCUCUGCUCAUCAUGCAACCGCAUUAAAGUGUAGUUUCCCAAAAGAACGUCAUCCUUUACUCCAUCAAAGCCUCUGACUGAAGCGUAUUUCUGAAAAUACCCGUCUCUUCUGUGGAGUUGGUUUGAGAUCCCGCAGGACGUGUGUUUGUGACUGACAGAGAUGGGUUGGCGAGGUCAAAGGUCGGCCCUGAUGUCGCGCAGUCAAAGGUCGGACCUGAUGCUGCUGCUGCUUCUGCUGGGACUAAUAGGAUCAUCUCAUGGCACCCUGGUGAACGUUAGAGGAUUAAAGGUUCAGCGAGGUCAGACAGCCUUCCUCCAGGAGGGCGACCUGGAGUUCCUCUUCCCCACCCAGAAGGAUGCGUGCAAGGUGGAAGUCGUUUUAAAUGAGCCCAUGACUCAACGAGUGGGGAAACUCCUGCCUCAGGUAUUUGAUUGCCAUUAUCUGGCGGAUGAAGUGAAGUAUGUCCACAAUGGCUGUCCGUUGUUAAAGGAGGACACAGUGAAGCUUCGCCUGUACAGAUUCACAGAGACUGAGACGUACAUGGAGAUGUUUUCUCUCCAUGUGGAUAUUAUGGAGCCUGUGUGCAAUAUCAUUAAGCUUGGGCCCAAAUACCUGGAGGUGCCUGAGUUUUACGGGCUCUCUGAUGCCGUCGAUGGCAACGUGGUGUCCUUCCACUACGAGAGGAGGGCUAGUCUGGAAUGCAGCGUCCACAUCAGCGGUCAGGACACUCACUUGCCGGCCCAUGGCCAACUGGUCACAGGAGAACCGAAGAAAGCCACCAAGAGAGGAGACGAGCCAGAGAGCUUCGUUCACCUUACUCAGCAGCUAGACAAUAAAGCCAGGGCAAUGUGCAAAUCUGAAGAUUGUCUGAAGGGUCUGAAGCUUGUAAAGUUCACCAAGAUUCCCUGUGACGACUUUUUGCUGUUGGGGCUAAAGUACCAGCACAUUGAACCUCCAUCUCCCGACGUAGACUACAUCGCCAUCAGACUGGACCUCAAGGACACCCGGAGUGGCAGCAUUUAUAAGUUUGAGCACGCCUGGAUUCCUGUGCGGAUAAUUGGUGCGAUGCCCAACCAGCCUCCCAAACCAUCCUUCAUGUCUAUGUUUAGUCUGGAAAUAGAUCAGUUCAUCCUCACUCCGCUCUCCACUGCCACGCUAGACGCCGAAGACGAGGAAACUCCCAAGAAGCUUUUGGUUUUUAACAUCACAAAACCUCCUGAGGACGGCUUCUUCACCCAUCUGACAGAUCACACUCGUUCAGUUUCCUCCUUCACGUGGCUGGAUCUCAAUGACAUGCUGAUCGGGUACCAACCUCCUAAUUCAUCACAUACCCAACGUAGAAAUUAUGAGGUGGAAUUGGAGGUUCAUGAUUUUUUCUUUGAAAAGAGCCCAUCACUCACUGUUCAUCUGUCUGUGAGGAAUGCCAACACGAACGCACCCAGAGUUUCCUGGAACAUGGGUCUGAGCCUGCUAGAGGGCCAGUCUCGGCCCAUAACGUGGGACCAGCUCCAGAUUGUGGAUAACGACGACCUUUCUGCCGUUCGGAUCAUCAUCGUGGACGGCUUGCAGCAUGGACGGCUAACUGUGAGAGGUGGAAAGGGCUUCAUGUUUACCAUCAAUGACAUAAAAACGGGAACGGUCCGUUAUCACCAUGAUGACAGCGACUCCACCAAAGACUUCAUCAUCUUCCGCAUCAGCGACGGCCGCCAUCAGACCAGACACAAGUUCCCCAUCAAGAUCCUGCCCAAAGACGACAGCCCCCCCUUCCUCAUCACCAACGUGCUGUUGGAGGUCUGUGCGGGUGAUACGGCGCUGCUGAAGGGCUCCACCCUCCAGGCCUCGGACAUGGACUCCAGCGACGACUACGUCUUCUUCAACAUCACACACCCUCCACAGGCAGGGGAGCUCGUGAAGAUCCCAGGACCAGGGCUGACAGGUUAUCCAGUCAGCCAUUUUCUCCAGAAGGAUCUUUCUCUGUCCAUAGUUUAUUACAGACAUCUGGGGAGUGAGAUAUUGGAUGACUCCUUUGAAGUGGUGCUGUCUGACUCCCACGACCCCCCCAACCUGUCAGACCCUCAGGUGGUGGUGGUGCACGUAGAACCGGUCCCAGGCCAACCACCCAGAGAGGUUCCUGGUUCUGGUCGCUGUCUGGUGGUCAGAGAAACAGAAGUGGUCCACAUCACCCGACAGCAGCUUCACUUCCAGGACCAGGAGUCUCCGGACGGAGAGCUGACGUACACCGUUACAACCCUACCAUUCUACACCGCUCCUCACGGCAGUGCAGAUGCAGGGAGGUUAUUCCUGGUCGACAGCAUCCCCAAAUUCACCAAAGACCCAAACGCACCAGUACUGAGACUGUUCACUCAACAUGCAGUGAACUUCCUGAAAGUGGCCUACAUGCCCCCGAUAACAGACAUCGGCCCUUAUCCUCAGUACGUCCAGUUUGUCGUGUCUGUAACCGACCGCCUGGGGAAGACGGUCCCCGGGAUCUGUUUCAACAUCACUGUGAUGCCGGUGGACGACCAACCCCCACAGGUGGUCACCAACCCUCUGACGGUAGACGAGGGGGGGCAGUGCUGGCUGGGCCCCGAGCACUUGCUGCUGACAGACGUGGAUUCUGCAGAAGAAGCUCUGCUGGUGGAACUUCAGAGGAAACCAGAUCACGGGGCCUUGCAGUUCGGUGGCCGUCCACUUAAACCAGGACAGACUUUCACUCUGAAAGACCUGAAACACCUUACAGUUAGGUACAGUCAUGAUGGCUCAGAAAGUGCAGAGGACAACAUUGACUUUACUGCAACAGACGGCACCAAUUCAGUCAACUUUACUCUGCUGGUGAAGGUCAUGCCCAUCAACGAUGAGGUCCCAGUAAUGGUUGCAGGUUUGGAACCGGUUCUCACAUGUGCGGAGGGACAGGAAGCGGUCAUCACAGCAGAGUUCCUCUCUGCCACUGAUGCUGACAGUGACAACAGCAGCCUGGUCUUCUUGAUUGCGCGGCAGCCUUCUCAUGGUGUGGUGCUCAGAAAUGGAGUUGCGGUUGAUCGUUUCAUCCAGGCAGACAUCGAUGCACGGACCGUCUACUACAGUCACACAGGAGUGGAGAUAGGACUUAGUCCUCGUCACGACACCGUCACUUUUGUCAUUUCUGAUGGAGAGACGGAGAGCUCUGCUUUAUGCUGCGGUGAAGGAAACCUCCCUAGGAGCAGAAGCACGGCUCGUCUACGGGACAGUCUGCCUGUAUACGACCUCCAGAUCAUGGUGCUCCCAGUUGACAGCCAAUCACCAUCAUUAACCAGAGGAGACAUGUUCACGGUGGAUGAAGGUGGGACUUCCCGGAUAACUCCCUCCCAUUUGAAGGCCUCUGACUUGGACACGGCCUUAGAUAAUCUGGUCAUCAGUCUGAUUUCUCCUCCUCAGUUUGGUUACAUAGAAAAUGUCCUUCCCAGUCCUGGCUUUGAGAAAAGCAACACAGGCAUAAGUAUAGCUUCUUUUUCAUACAAAGACAUCAUAGAUGGCCAUGUUAACUAUGUCCAGUCCAGACACCAGAGGAUGGAACCCACAGCCGACCAGCUCAUGCUCUCUGUGUCUGAUGGCAAACAUAGCUCCGUCCACAUCCCCUUCUACAUCAUAAUCAACCCAACCAAUGAUGAAAUCCCAGAAUUUAUGGCUCGCAACAUCACAGUACGAGAAGGAGAAAUGAAGCAGCUGAGCUCGUCGGUGUUGCAUGCAAGAGAUCUGGACGUCCCGAAGAGCGACCUGCUCUUCACUGUCGUCAGACCUCCUGAACAUGGCACAAUCAUCAACCACAGCCAUGGAAAACCAACCUCAAGGACACGAGAAGCCGACCUCUCCCCCAUGAUCCACUUCACCAUGGCAGAUCUUACAAAUGGUAUGGAUCUGGUGUACAUGCACGACAACUCUGAGAACAUGGAGGACGGUUUUAUCCUCCAGCUGACUGACGGCCAACACCGGCUGAGCAGAGAGGUGGCGGUCAAAGUGCUGCCGGUGAACGACGAGGAGCCUCGCAUCAUCAGGAACAACGGCCUGGAGGUGGAGCCAGGAGAAACCAGGAUUAUAUCCAGCGUUACGCUGUUCACCCUGGACGGAGAUAACCCCUCUUCUGAGGUCGCGUACAUAUUUGAGCGUCUUCCAACUCAAGGAAUCCUGCAGCUUAAGGAAGGCCAGACCUGGGUGACCCUGACAGCUGGGCGGAACUGCACCCAGGCAGCGGUGGACAUGAACCGUCUGCGCUACGUCCACACGGGUCCCGAGAGACAGGACUUCUUUGUGUUUCACUUGUUGGACGGAAAGAAUCGAUCGCCGCCUCAGCAAUUCCAGAUCUCCGUCAAAGAUCUGGAAAAAGGAAACAUCGCAAUCUUUUUGAAACCAGUGAACGUCAGUCGAGGUGAUCGUGUGGUUCUUACCACAGAUGUUCUGCUGGCCACGGAUGGCACAGACAAGCCGGAGGAGCUCCUGUACACCGUCAUGAGCCCACCGGCCCACGGACACGUAGAGUACGUCAACCAUCCAGGACUGGUCAUCUCCACCUUCAGCCAGAUGGACGUCGCAGCAAACCUGGUGGCAUACGUUCAUGACAACCGAGCCAGCAAGACCACAGAGAUCUUUCAGUUCGUUGUGAGUAACGGUAUAACCAGUCGGAAUGGAACCUUCGAGGUUCGAGUGGAAAUGGUGGAUCGCGUCCUGCCAUCUCUGACCAACAACAGAGGUCUUACGGUCCCCCGAGGUUCUGCCGUGAUCCUGGGUCCGGACAGCCUGUCCUUGUCUGACCCCGACACUCCGCCCAGAGCCCUGACCUUCGUCCUCCAGCAGCCUCCACAGUACGGCCAGCUGCUCCUGGCCGGCACCGCGCUGACCGCCGGCUCAAACUUCACCCAGAGACACAUAAAGGAGUUGGACGUGACAUACAAAAACAACGGAGGGCCGUCGCAGAUCGACCGCUUCUCCUUCACCGCCGCCGACAGCUCGAAGCGAGGCUUCCUGCUGGAUGGACAGUUACAUACGGAGCCUGUUUUCUUCACUGUUCAGAUCAAGACUUUGGAUAAGUCGUCUCCUGAAGUGGUGAAGCUGCUCCUGCUUUGGAAAGCAGAGGUUUUAACUGACGGCCGACACGGCAUCUUCCUGACAUCUCGAGAGCUGAAAGCACAAGACUCCGACAGCACAAAAGAAGAAAUCAUGUUUUCCAUCAUUCGUCCACCGUAUUUUGGUUACUUAGAAAACAUCACAACAGGUGGUUUUGUGUCCCAGCGCUUCUGUCAGAUGGAUCUUGAUAAAAGAAGGAUUGUCUACAUAAUCAGUCCAGACGGCGAGUCUCUGUCAGACAGUCUGGAGUUUCGAGUGUCUGAUCCUCUGGGCAACACUGGUCCCCCUCACACACUUGAGUUCCGGUGGUCCACGGUGGAGUUUUCUCAGUCCCAGUCCUCUGCGUGCGAGGCUCACGGAUCAAUCUCACUGGAAAUCGUUCGGCGUGGGAACUUAGCAGAGUCGGCGUACGUCACCGUCAAGGUAAAGGAAGACAGUGCAUUUGCCGGAAGAGAUUUUGUGAUAAAUCCACCCUCCCUCAUUCAGUUUGAUCCAGGAGUGUCAAAGCGAACGUGGCGAACCGAAAUCAUUCAAGACCAGAUUGAGGAGGCAGAUGAAAAGUUUGAGGUGCUGCUAGUCUCGUCUGUAGCCACGGUACUCGGCAGAACCAACAAGGCUCAACUCAUCAUUAAAGGACAGUGCAGGUCAAACCCGGACCCUCAGGCUCCUCUUCUUGGAGGAAAAGAGAUCCCAUCAGACAAGUAUCCCCAGCAUGGAUCCAUUAAGGUGGAAAAACUUGCCUUUGGUGCAGAAGCUGCCGUUUGGACUCGAGGAGACGGCGUCUCCAAGCCAGAAGCAAGUGUCCCAAAAAAGAAACUAAAGGUUAUUGGCAGUCCAAAAACUAUUGCUCCUUCAUCCGUGAUUCAAAAUGGGACAGAUGUGCUCUACACAUACCACGGCCUCAUGCGGGUCCGAGUAGAGGGUGACGCCUCCCCAACCAGGAAGAUCAGAAAGGCGAGUGUCCGAGUGGUGAACCGGGGGACCCAGCAACAGGAGUCUGCUGAGAUUAAAAAAAAGAAGUUGGAUCCUCUGAGAGAGACUCCAAAACCACAUAAAACCAAACAUGCGACAGCUAAGCCCUGCAGACCAGAACUGAAGGGUCUCCUGCACUUCAACCAAACCACCAAUCAGCUCUAUCACUGCAACGGCGUCUCCUGGAAACCCUGGGCACCCACCCAUCAGAUGGUGAAUGCCCAGAAAUGUCCACAGGGCUGGACGUCUCAUCAUGGCCACUGCUACGUUCUGUGUGCCGAGCAGAAGGUCACGUGGAGCGUGGCUAACCGGGUCUGCAGGGAAAGAUAUAAGGGAACUCUUGCGAGCGUCUUCUCUAAAGCUGACAUGGAGUGGCUGUGGGACUUCAGUGGAAGACAGCCAUUCUGGAUAGGCCUCAGUGACAGAGAGGGCCGAGGACGGUGGGAGUGGGCGGACAGCCGUCCCGUCAGCUACACUAACUGGAACAUUCCGCCUCCUCUGUCCAAAAGGAAGGGAAGUAAGAAAUGUGUGCUGGUGUGGAGGAGAGCCAAGUGGCAGACCAAGGCCUGCAGGAGCGGCAGAGGUCAUCACUUUGUGUGUUCAGCAAAAACGUAACUUCUACCGUGUCAUGACCUGGAAUCACUCGCUCACUGGGACGUUUGUGAAAAGGCGCAGGAGGAGCGGCUGAUCCUCAGGAUGCUAACGCCACAAGAACACGUUACCUUUGGACUGAACUGUGGGAAUAUUUCACAACCGAGUAUCUAGGAGACCUGGUUUACGCUCUAUUUACUCCUUCUAACCACUGAAAGUAUUGUUAACUUUGUAAAUCCUCUUGAAAGAAAUAUUUAGUGGCUUUUCCUUGUUUUCAGUCAGAAUGGGGACUUUGAUGAAUCCCAGUAGUCGUAGUGUUGGCAUUGUUUAAUUUAUCUCUUGCUACUAUUGUACACAUUCAUAAAUGGAUUUGUGCUUAAUAGUCUUAAGCAUGAAUGUUGCCUCCACUGUGUUGGUUUGGUGAUGUUAUUGGUUUUCAUAUCAAUUAAUGAAAAUAGUAAAUAAUGUCUGUGUGGACUGUAGUUAUUACACAGUUAUUACUGUUAAUACUGUCAUUAGACAAUGAAGUGGUGCUGAUGCUGCCGGGGUCAGACUUGUGCAUCAUUUUGUUGAUCAUAAUAUUUUAAUUGAGCGUCUUAAAAAUUGGGUGAGCAUUUCAGGGUUGGUUUUAGAUUGGUUCCGUUCUUAUCCGUCCGAAAGGUCUUUCCUUGUAGAAAUUGGUCAUUUUCAGUCAUCUUCAUCACCAUUAGAUUAUGGAGUUCCUCAAGGUUCUGUUCUCGGCCCAUUACUGUUCUCCAUUUACAUGCUUCCUCUAGGUAAUAUUAUUACAAAACACAAUAUUAAAUACCAUUUCUAUGCCGAUGAUACACAAUUAUACCUUUCGUUUGAUAAUAGCAACUCCAAUCAACUAAAUAACCUCCACAUGUGCAUUGCAGAUAUCUAUAACUGGAUGGCAUCAAACUUUUUACAACUUAACUCAGAGAAGACAGAAAUCCUCAUCAUAGGCCCAGACUCAUCACAAAAUCAUAUUUCUUCCCAUCUUGGUCCCCUCUCAUCCAACAUCACCACUUCUUGUAGAAACCUCGGUAUUAUUUUUGACAAACACCUCAAUUUCGACCAGCAUUUAAAUUCCGUUGUCCAAUCAUGCUUCUUCCAUCUUAGAAAAAUAUCCAAAAUCAGGUCAUUUCUUUCAUCUAAAAACCUAGAGACAGUUUAGUUAUAGAUGCAUUUAUUUCAUCCCGGUUAGAUUACUGCAAUUCACUUUUUUCAUGCCUCACUCAGCAAAAUCUAAAUUAAAGUCCCUUCACUGGCUCCCAGUCCGUUUUAGAGUGGAUUUAAAAAUGUUAAUUAUUACUUUUAAGGCUGGUAUGGGGCUAGCUCCUGAUUCCAUAGCUGACCUCCUGACCUCACCCUGAGAUCCUCUGGUGGGUCAUUCCUGGCCAUUCCUUGGUCUAACUUAAAGACCAAGGGUGACCGGGGCUUUUCUGUUUUAGCCCUCGCUUAUGGAAUGACCUGCCGGAGGAGAUCAGGGGAGCUAACACAUUGUCUUCUUUUAAAAACUCACUAUUUUACACUUGCGUUUAAAUGACUGUAUUAUUUGUCUGUUUUUAUUAUCUCUCAAUUGUGUCUUAUCUUAAUAUUGUACUAAUUGUUUGUUUCCUGUUUUUAAUUGCAUGUAAAGCACUUUGUGACUUGUUUUGAAAAGCGCUUUAUAAAUAAAGGUAUUAUUAUUUCACUGUU
Cololabis saira (Pacific saury) is the source of this 8477-nucleotide messenger RNA. It is a transcript of the gene frem1a, whose product is annotated as Fras1 related extracellular matrix 1a. NCBI's taxonomy places the organism in Eukaryota, Metazoa, Chordata, Actinopteri, Beloniformes, Belonidae. Gene Ontology annotation, biological process: cell communication. The coding region runs from base 276 to 6800 and encodes 2174 amino acids. The record is from RefSeq and is a predicted model, not a curated record. Gene Ontology annotation, cellular component: membrane. The transcript has 37 exons.